AUGCUGAACAGCAGCGAUGGCGGACACGUGCUGGCAGCAUUGUCAAGUAUUCAUUGCCCGAACAUAACAAAACUUCUGGAAAACUAUCUCUCAUCCAUUUCAGCAGAAGGAAACUUAACUUCUGGUAACAAAACAAUAUCUGACAAUACUACUACGAUUGAAAACGCUUCUAAGUUGGCCGAGGAGAUUUCCCAACGGAACGCAGUCAUUUACAUCGUGGUCGUCCUGUUCUUCUACUCUUUCGGUAUUGGCAUAAUGAUGAUCAAGUACAUGCGGAAGGAGGCAAAAGAACAGGAAGAAUUCAAGAUGUACCGGCGCUACAUGAACGACGCACACGACAAUUACGUUAAUUCAACAAACCGAGCCAGAUUGGCAAACAGACUUGCUCUGCAGGCAUUGAACAUGGUAAACGCCAUACCGCAGACCAGCCAAGUGGGAAGCAAAGUGACGUUUGUUUAA
Molecule: messenger RNA, 459 nt
Organism: Uloborus diversus
Lineage: Eukaryota; Metazoa; Arthropoda; Arachnida; Araneae; Uloboridae
Exons: 2
Coding region: 1-459 (152 amino acids)
Source: RefSeq, a predicted model, not a curated record